Molecule: messenger RNA, 3804 nt
Organism: Adineta ricciae
Lineage: Eukaryota; Metazoa; Rotifera; Eurotatoria; Adinetida; Adinetidae
Source: the annotation of a GenBank genome assembly
AUGUCGGGAUUCCAAAUGAAGACGAUUCCAUCGACGGCAAGUCGAAUGGAUUUGUUACCUGGACAAUCGAAUGAACGUGUACCGAAAAAGAGAUCCUCGAAUAUACCUGCACAAUUACCUCCUGAACGUCGACAGAGUAGUCUUAAUACAAUUCGUCGUUCGAUUGGAAUUGUUCCACCAGAGGACAAUACCAAUGAAACUAUCAGAAAAACUUCUGUGGCUUGGCAAACAAUGUCACAGAAUUUAAAUCUUCAUUUGGAACAACAACGACGAAAAUCUGAACUAACAUCACGUCGUCUUCAAUCGAUCGUCGAUACAAAUCAACAACCCGAACAUGUAACAAUCUCGAUAGAUGAAGUCGAAGUUGUUCCAUCAGUCACUGUUAAACCUCAUCGUCCAAGUGAUGCUGGAUCGAUGAUUGAUUUCGAUAAAGAGAAACUCGACGAUUUAUCAACAUUGAAAACAGAUGUUCAUGUCGUUCCGAUGGAAACGCUGGUAGAACGAUUCGAAAGUAAUUUACAAAGUGGAUUAACCGAUGAUACUGUUCGACAACAUCAGAGUAAAUAUGGACAAAAUAGAUUAACACCACCACCGAAGCCAAGUCUUAUAUGGAUGUUUUUCAAGCAGAUUCUUGUUGGUUUCAACGGAAUUCUCUGGGUUGCUACACUUUUUGCCUUUCUUAGUUAUAAACCAUUUGGUGACCCGGAUCCUGAUGUGACCAAUUUAGGUCUAGGUGUUGUUCUUGUUCUCGUCAUUUUCUCCAAUGGUAUAUUUAAUUUUUAUCAAGAAGUAAAAUCCAUGAAGAUCGUUGCAUCGUUUUCUCAUCUGCAACCGACAAUAACCACAGUUAAACGAAAUGGCAUGGAAAUGCAGAUCAAUGCUGAAGAACUUGUGCCUGGAGAUAUCGUUCGUAUUAACAUGGGUCAAAAAGUUCCUGCAGAUUGCCGAUUGAUCACUUGUGAUGAUCUACAAGUGAACACAUCAGAAUUAACCGGAGAAUCCGAGCCCGUCAACUGCACUGUUAAAUGUACAAAUCUGAACUUUAUGGAAACGACAAAUCUCGUUUUUUAUCCAUCAUUGAUCGUGCAAGGUACUGCGAAUGCUAUCGUCGUGAACAUCGGCGACGAGACUGUACUUGGACAGGUUGGAAAAUUAACACGAGGAGCUGAAGGUUCGAACAUAACUGGUCUCCAUCGUGAAAUCAAUCGCUUUGUCUUAUUCGUUAUUUGUGCAGCACUAACUUCAGUCAUUCUGAUUUGGAUUACAUGGGCAGCUUGGCUGAAUGUUAAACAGAAUGGGUAUAUCACUCUCAAUGGUAAUAUUGUGAAUUCCAUUGGAAUGGUCGUUGCUUUUAUUCCAGAAGGUUUACCCGCUGCUGUAACUCUUGUAUUAACUAUUGUUGCAAAACGAAUGUACAAACAAAAAGUACUUGUGAAAAGUUUAGCAACUGUCGAAACGUUCAAUUUCGUUUCGGUCAUUGCAACGGACAAGACAGGAACGUUGACAAUGAAUCAAAUGACAAUUACUGCACUACUUUGGGGGAAGCUAGGAGAAUAUAUGGUCCCAAUCCAUCGCUCUGAAGAAGAAACAACGACAACAGAUGAAGAACGUGUCAUUGAUCGGAAACGACCAUCAUUACAUCCGAAUGCGAAAUCAAAUGCUUUGAAAGAUUUACUUCUCGGCGCGUGCCUUUGUAAUAACGCUGUAUUUCAAUCAACUUCGAAAACAUCGGAAGAAGACGAAGAUUCAAAUACGGAAACAGCUGAAGAAGCGAAUAAACUAGUAGGAGAUGCUGCUGAUGUCGCUCUUUAUCAUUUGAGUCAAGACAAAUGUUCGGUUGAUAUCGAACAAGUGAGAAGAGUCAAUCCGCGGAUAAACGUUCUUCCGUUCAAUUCGAAGAACAAAUUUAUGAUCACAGCGAAUCUUCUUGAACAAAAUUUAAUAAAAAAUCCAGAUGAAAGUGUUCUCAUCACCCUUAAAGGCGCACCUGAUUUCGUCUUACCUCGAUGUACAACAUACAAACAGGAUGAUGGAGAUGAAGAGUCACCUAUGACAGAUGAAUUCAAACAAUCUAUUCAACAACGACAAGAAGCAUUAGGAAAAUCCGGUUAUCGAGUCAUUGCUAUGCUUCAACAAAGAGUAACUAAAGAUCAGUACGAUGCGAAUAUUAAUGAAUACAAGAAAUUCAAGAAACAAGCACAGACAGUAUCGGACGAACCUGAUUUGAACGGUUUACCGAGAAAUAACUAUUGUUUUAUCGGUAUGUUCUCUCUUCUCGAUCCAGCUCGUCCCGAAGUUCCCGACGCAGUUCUCAAAGCACGUCGAGCUCAAAUUCGUGUUGCUAUGGUUACCGGCGAUCAUCCCACAACAGCGGCAGCAAUUGCGAAGAAAGUGAACAUUUUAUCGAAAGAAAUUAGUCUGGAGAAUGGCAUUGAUACAUUUAAAGUCGAACGAAACAACCAAACAGGUGAAAUGUCUGCUCAUAUGAUGAGAAAUUCGAAAACAUUACUCGGAACUCAUUCAAUUGGAGAACUAACAACAAACAUCGAAGUUAAAGGUGUUAGUACUGAGGAAGAGAAGAAGAAAAAACCAAGUUUAUUCCAACGAAUUCGAUUCUACUUCUCCGAUCCAAAUCAAGUAAAAGAUGUAGAAAAAAUCCCACUCAUUCCCUACGGAGUCGUCGUCGCCGGUGGAGAUAUUCACUCAAUGGAUGAUUAUAUGUGGGAUUGGGUUUUGUCACAUCAAGAACUAGUGUUUGCACGGACAUCACCGGAACAAAAAUUACGUAUUGUCAUGGAAUUCACUAAGCGUGGUGAAAUCGUUGCAGUGACGGGUGAUGGAACAAACGAUGCACCUGCAUUGAAACAAGCAGAUUUAGGUGUGGCGAUGGCUGCAGGUACGGAUGUCGCUCGAGAAGCAGGUGAUAUGAUUCUAUUGGAUAAUAAUUUUUCAUCGAUUAUCAAAGCCAUCGAAACAGGACGAUUAUUAAGCGAUAAUUUGAAGAAAGUCGCCAUUUACUUAUUACCCGGAGGUUCUUGGUCGGAAGUCCUUCCUGUUUUCUUCACAAUCUGGCUUGGCAUUCCACUAUCAUUAUCUGCCUUUCUGGCUAUUAUCUUUUGUAUGUUGAACGAUGUUGUCAACGCAUUAGCCAUGGUUUCAGAGAAAGCUGAACGGGAUAUAAUGUCUCGUCCGCCGGCGAUUCGCCAAAAAACUCACUUACUAGACUGGAAAUUGCUUUUCCAUGCUUAUCUCAUCGUUGGAAACAUCGAAUGUUUCUCCGCUUUUUUUUGCUUCUUCUGGUAUCAUUCAUCACAAGGUUUGUUUAACAGUCUUUCAACAGUUAGCAUUCUGAUAGAACUCUCUGAUGCUUUAGGUAUUUCAGUGAAUAAGAUCUUUUUCACCUAUGCGGAUUACACUAACAAUCCCCCGGCAAAUAAAACUGUUGACGAUCUUGCAUUAAUUCAACAAAAUGGUCAAUGUAUUUACUAUGUUGCUCUAUGUAUCAUGCAAUUCUUCAAUUUACUUACAUCACGGACACGAUACGUUUCAUUUUUCCAACAUAAUCCUUUCUACGGUAAAGGAAAAAAUCUAACGGUGAUAUUUGGUAUUCUCUUUUCGACGUGUGUUGGUCUGGUUAUCACACUCAUUCCAUGGCUUAAUCAUGUAUUUAAAACUCAUCCUGUACCUGUGCGGUUCGUUUGUCCAGCGUUAGGAUUUGGUACAGCAUUGUUUCUACUUGAUGAAUUGCGAAAAUACCUUGUUCGACGGUUUCCGAACUCUUUCCUAGCUAAAAUGGCUUGGUAG